GUCAUGUUUCUCUGCCUAAUACACCUGAAUCUGCCUUCACAUCACAGUCAUGUUUCUCUGCCUAAUACACCUGAAUCUGCCUUCACAUCACAGUCAGGGUUUUGUAACUGGAAAAGGGCACGGUUUAAAGAUUCUGGGUUUAAGCUCCAUUCAAAGGCAGAGCAUCAUAUCAAUGCUAUGUAUGCUUGGAAUCAGCAUUAAAGGGCUAUUGACAGCAACUCAUCAAUGUUAGAUGUCAGAAAUGGCGAGCGGAAAAAGAAAGUGGAGGAAAACUGUAUAUUACAUUAUAACAGUUGUUCUCCUAUUAACUGCCACUCAAAAUAUUGUGCAGAGAGGUCAUCGGGAGUCUGAUGAGCAGAGAGGUCAUCGGGAGUCUGAUGAGCAGAGAGGUCAUCGGGAGUCUGAUGAGCAGAGAGGUCAUCGGGAGUCUGAUGAGCAGAGAGGUCAUCGGGAGUCUGAUGAGCAGAGAGGUCAUCGGAAGUCUGAUGAGCAGAGAGGUCAUCGGGAGUCUGAUGAGCAGAGAGGUCAUCGGGAGUCUGAUGAGCAGAGAGGUCAUCGGGAGUCUGAUGAGCAGAGAGGUCAUCGGGAGUCUGAUGAGCAGAGAGGUCAUCGGGAGUCUGAUGAGCAGAGAGGUCAUCGGGAGUCUGAUGAGCAGAGAGGUCAUCGGGAGUCUGAUGAGCAGAGAGGUCAUCGGGAGUCUGAUGAGCAGAGAGGUCAUCGGGAGUCUGAUGAGCAGAGAGGUCAUCGGGAGUCUGAUGAGCAGAGAGGUCAUCGGGAGUCUGAUGAGCAGAGAGGUCAUCGGGAGUCUGAUGAGCAGAGAGGUCAUCGGGAGUCUGAUGAGCAGAGAGGUCAUCGGGAGUCUGAUGAGCAGAGAGGUCAUCGGGAGUCUGAUGAGCAGAGAGGUCAUCGGGAGUCUGAUGAGCAGAGAGGUCAUCGGGAGUCUGAUGAGCAGAGAGGUCAUCGGGAGUCUGAUGAGCAGAGAGGUCAUCGGGAGUCUGAUGAGCAGAGAGGUCAUCGGGAGUCUGAUGAGCAGAGAGGUCAUCGGGAGUCUGAUGAGCAGAGAGGUCAGAAAGUAAAAGAAAGGGAAGUUUUUAGUCUAAUUGAGAUGAAACCAAAGAUUUAAAGAAAAAAUAACAAAUGUCUUUUAGUUGAGGUACUAUUACAACGAGGCCAUCCACGAAAUGUUUUUUACACUUUCAGUCAGCUGAAAGCUUAGAUGCAGCAGGUCUCACACAAAUUAUAAUCGAUUGCCUUGAAAAACAUGUUCUGGACUACAGAAAUAAUCUUGUGCGGCAAGGCUAUGACACUGCAUCCGUCAUGAGCAGAAAACAUUCUGGUGUGUCUGCACGGAUUGAAAACAGUGCAAGAUUUGCAUUUUACGUGCACCGUAAUGCACAUUGUUUGAAUUUAGUUUUUUUGUCGAGGCUGUAAAAUCAGUGCCUGAGGCAGUUCACUUUUUCUGCUCUCCUGCAGAAGCUUUCUAACUUUGUAUCUGGCUCGUACGUUCAUCUCAAGUGGCUUGCAGUUCAGAAAGAGCUGUAUCCACAGCAGCAGCCCAGGGAAGUACGGAGACUUACGGUGGGCAGGCAGAUACAUGGCAUGCCGUAAUGUGAAGGACAGGCUACCAGCAGUUCUGAGAGUGCUACAGGACAUCACACUUGAAAAUAGUGGUGAUAGAUCAGUGGAGACAAGGGGCCUUCUUUCUCAGAUAGAUUUACAUCUCAUAGGGCUUUUAGUUACCUUUUGUAAAGUGCUUGGUGAUGCCAAAUGUCUCUCUGACAUGCUCCAAUCAAGCUCUCUUGACCUAGCAAGGGCUGUGGCUCUCGUAGGUGCCCUUACAGACACAUUACAGGACUACAGAAGUGAGGGUUACUAUGGAAAGAGGUUGAAGAGAUGGCAGAGCUCUGUGAAAUAAGUGUACAAAAAGUGUGUAAAAGACAGCCUAAAACAAGCUUUUUUUAAAACAAGAUUUCACAACUCAUUGAUGAUGAGCACUGGGGGACAGAAAAAUAGUGACCAACGGGAUGGUGAGAGCUUCCAAAGAGCUAUCUUUUAUCGGGUGCUUGACGGUCUCACAGCUGAGCUGCUGAGGCGUUUUUCAAAGAAUAAAUGCGAGAUAAGGGGUCCAGUCUCUCAACCCAAACAGUACAACAUUCCUUAAUGAGGAGCCUCUGUUUGCCUUCACUCAGACCUUUGAGUCAGAUUUAGAGGACCUCAAACAUGAGGUUCAUCAAACCAGGCGGCUUCUUGAUAGGAGAGAGAACAGUGGAAGGGACAGACCGUCUACUCUCCUUGACUUUGUUGUGUUUCUAGAACCUUAUAAAGAUGUCUUCCUAUUUCCACUUUGUAAGAUUUCUGUUGUUACACCAAUCAGCAGUGCUUCUUGUGGGAGGAGCUUAUCAGCCUUAAAACGGAUUAAAACCCACCUGAGGACAACCAUGGUUGACGACAGGUUAAGUCACCUCUGAAUCCUCAGUGUUGAGUGAAGGAGGACAGACUCUCUCAACAUGGAUGAGGUUGUGAAACAUUUAGCCAGUUCUCACCAGAACUGCAGAAUAUUGUUGUUUAAAAUCUAUCUAGGAUAAUUUGGUGCUUAGACGGUCCCUCUGGUCAUGAUUCAAACCUGCACUGUGUACUACCUAGUACACUGACAUUCUAAAAUUAUAAAUCUAAAAGGGUAUCAUGUCAAACAGGUUUAAUGUGGUCUUGAUGAGGCCAAUUCCAAAACUUUUCUUUGCUAUUUUAUUUUUUUAUUUUUUUUAUUUCACCUUUUAUUUAACCAGGUAGGCUCGUUGAGAACAAGUUCUCAUUUGCAACUGCGACCUGGCCAAGAUAAAGCAUAGCAGUGUGAACAGACAACACAGAGUUACACAUGGAGUAAACAAUUAACAAGUCAAUAACAAAAAGAGAGUCUAUAAACAUUGUGUGCAAAAGGCAUGAGGAGGUAGGAGAAUAAUUACAAUUUUUCAGAUUAACACUGGAGUGAUACAUGAUCAGAUGGUCAUGUACAGGUAGAGAUAUUGGUGUGCAAAAGAGCAGAAAAGUAAAUAAAUAAAAACAGUAUGGGGAUGAGGUAGGUAAAAAUGGGUGGGCUAUUUACCGAUAGACUAUUUACAGCUGCAGCGAUCGGUUAGCUGCUCAGAUAGCAGAUGUUUGAAGUUGGUGAGGGAGAUAAGUCUCCAUUAGUUAACAUAAUAUAUAUGAGCAUAAAUAUGAUACUGUAAAUUUGUAAUAUUGAUGGGCAUCAAAAUAAUUUUUCUUUUUCAAGUCCAUUUCUGCUUGAUGCCUGGUAUGUCAAAUUGCAGUGUGGUUUUUUUGUAAAUUUACUUUUUUUUGUAAAUAAACUAUGCAAUUUU
This is a messenger RNA of Oncorhynchus keta (chum salmon), 3356 nucleotides long. RefSeq lists its product as uncharacterized. The transcript is spliced from 3 exons. The record is from RefSeq and is a predicted model, not a curated record. Bases 351 to 1076 code for a protein of 241 amino acids. NCBI's taxonomy places the organism in Eukaryota, Metazoa, Chordata, Actinopteri, Salmoniformes, Salmonidae.